UUCCCCUCCCCUCCCCCACCACUACUGCAAAGCAUCUCGUAAAAUAACCUCUAAAAUAUACAAAAGAAACAUUUCUUUUCAUACAGACGCAUUUAAUAAAAAAUAAACAUUUCUACAUAUAAACAUGGAUUAAAAAUUCUUGUAUCAAGCCUAGUUUCAAUCUGGACGACUGUGCAUCAUUGAAUUAAAACCUAAAGGUGAGGGAGUGGGAGAGGUACAAAAUGCAAGGAAAGUCAAUGCCGCAUCAGGAACAGAAGUUAGCUUAAGUGCAGGUGGAAGAGAGUUCCAUAAUUUCGGAGCAGCAAUCUAAACUUCGCCAGAUACGGACAUGCGUCGAUCCUGGACCCCAUCGGUGCCCUUGGCGGUCGCGGUCCCGGUUUCCCAGCUUAAAAUGCUCGAAUAGCUCCAGUGUCGGAACCUUUAGCUGCACCCGGUUGGGCUGAUCCUGGACGUCAUCACAAACAACACAAAGUGAGUUCUGAAGCUUUUGCAGAAGCUUUAAUUAGAUAGGCCCUAGCAGAAUUCCCACAAAUCAUUGUUUUUAAAACUAAAAUAAGCAUGGAGUGAUUCAGCAGCGGAACGUAAAUUUUAUAAGAUGAAAAUACAGUAUCCAGAUUUACAGACAAAAGAAAUAUAUAGAAGGCAAAAUGACUGUUAAACAUAUUGACGACACCCUCUAGAUACCAUAAUUAAGAAAAUUGAAUAGCGGUCCUUGUUUUAUGUUAUGAAUGCGAAUUCUUUUUAUUGAAUAUGAACGACAAUCUUAUAUCGGUCCUUUUAUAAAAUUAUGACUAGUGAGCCUUUUUCUUCAUUUCGACUACCGAAACUUAUGAGUAGCCUAGGCCCUAGCCCUUAUUUUAUGAAGAGAGCGAACCCUUUUCUUGAUUAUGAUUGGUAAUACUCUAGUAUAAGGGUAAGACUAAUGUUGUGAUACUUGAACCUUAUGAAUAUUAAUCUUAUGGCAGCGAAUUUGACUAAGUUUUUGAGCCCCUCCAAAGCAAACAAAUUUCACAUCCUGUAACCAACCGAAAAGCGAAUAUUUAAAUUAUAAACUAUAAUAAAUUAUAAGUUUGUAGUAUAUACGUUUUACCAAGGAAGGCGAUGAAGUACAUAAAUUAAAAAGGACAAUGAGAGACAAUAAACAAAUCAAGUGAGUAUCGUUAUUAUUAUGUUAUGUACCUGUUUAAUUACAGGAAGUAGGCAUAAAAGGAUUUCCAAUACAGUACUUAUUGUAACGAGUAGGGAAAAAACAGGCAUUGCUGGCAUCAAUGAGCCGCCACGGACGGUCUGGAAAAACGUUGGUAAUUACCAUAUAAUUAAAAUGUUGCGACCAGACUUAGUCUCGUCCACAUGUUUCCUACAUGCCAUUGCCCUAGCUAUUAGGAGUCCUACCAUCGUUAUAUUUAAUUAUUCAUUUUACUACAGUUUAUAUUAUUAUACAAUUUAGUGAUGUAACACAACCCAUCAGAAACUAGCUCAGUUAGGAACUUGAUAUUGUACUUAUCGGAGUGUACUAUCUAAUACUUUCUGCCAUAUAGGGAGGCCUUAAUCAGAGUGUUUCACUGAUUCCAUAAGAGAAACUCAACUCGCCACCUAUCAGGAGUAUUUUUUACCGGUACAUAGUGUUGUUUUCUGUGUGUAUUGUCAUUAUCAUUACUCAAUACAAAUUUUUGUACAACAAUCGAUUAACCAACCAGGGCAUCAAGUUUCUAAACCACCCUUCUUAGGUCAUGGAAUAAUUUCCGGACUCAAGGUUCACACUGCUUUGUAGAACGACAUCAACGACUCCCAUUUAAUUUUUGUUUCGAUAAUCGUCAAGCCGUGGAUUGUUUCUAUCACCCAAUCUCAAAGCCUAAACCUCUACUGAGUUUUCAUAAGAAUAUGAAUGAAGACAAGCUUGGGAAUGCACCAGGCGGCUAUCCUCGUGAACUUCUGAAAGACAAGUCUGAUUUGACUGAGCGCAUUAUCUGUGGAGUGUGUAAUCUAAUUCUGAGAGAUGUAGUCCAACAUGAAUGCGGGCAUCGCUUUUGCAGUCCCUGUGCCCAGAAAUUACAAAGUGACCCACAGCCUCAAUUUUGCCCAAGAUGCCCUAGAGAUAGCCAAGAAGCCUAUAUAAGGAAAAUUUAUCCUGAUUUUGCCGGACGAAAAGAGAUCCGAUUGCUGAAAGUGAAAUGCCUAAAUUCAAGCUGUCCCUUUGAAGGAAACCUUAAUGAAUACAUUACAAACCAUCAAAACAUAUGCCCCCAUGCUAAAGUACCAUGCACAGCCUGUGACAGACAGAUGAAACUUGUGGAAUUGCAGAAUCACCGUUUGCGUGAUUGUACAGAGCGUACAAUAACGUGUCGCUGGUGCAAUGCCGAGUUGGUUCACAAGACCAUGAAGCAACACAAUAGUGUUUGCCCUAAGCUGGAGAUUCUGUGUGAAAUUUGCAAGAAGUCUAAAUUACCAAGAGAAGAGAUGAAGUUACACCAAGAUCCAGAGAAUGGAGACUGCCCUCGGCGUAAAAGAUGUUGCAAAUUUCGAAUGGUUGGCUGCGAGUUCACGGCACCACAGGAGCAGAUGCCAGGGCACUUGAAGAACAAUCUACAAGAACACCUAAAUUUGAUGAUGGGAGAUUACAUCAUUGUCAAAAAACAAUUAGAAGCUGCUCAUGAAAAAUUGAAAGAUUACCAGUCUAUGGAUAUGACAGAUAGUGGAAAGGGUAAUAGUGUUGAUUCUGAUGAAAUAGUUCAGAAGGUUUUACAGGAGUUGAAAAGGAAGGAAGGUAAACUAGAAUUCCCAAAAUCAAAAGAUGAUGUAGAAGUAGAUGCUUUCAAAUCAAUUGACAUCAGUGCUGGUGGGGCUGUACAUGGUGCAAGAAGGAAAAUAAUCAAUACAAACCAAGGCAGCAUUUUAAAGGGAGGUGUUAGUAAACCAGAUACUGGAGUAGGAAGCACUAAUGAGAUUACUGAGCUGAAAUCCAUGAUAAACCAUAACAGCCAAAAAAUUAAAUCCUUGCAGCUAAAUCAAGGUGUGCUGGCAAAAAAAAGAGAGGUCUUUCGUGAUGUCCGUAAUACCGAAAUGGAUGACACUGGUCAAAAGAUAGAGAGAACCUUUCAAGAGGUUGAACAGUUGAAAAUAUCUAUACAGGAGACAGAAAAACACCAGAAAUCUGUUGAACAAACAUAUGCUUUACAAGACGUCACAUUAGCAGAUCAUUUUCUUCAUAUCCAAAGCUUGGAGAGUAAUUUUGGAAAUAUAUUUGGAAAAUUGUUGCAGAUUACAAACUUUAGUCAGAAAAGAAGGGACGCUAUCAGUGGCAGACAGACAUCACUCAAUUACUUUUUUACAAGUUGCUAUUGUUAUCGUGUUUGUUGCAGAAUUCACCUAAAUGGUGAUGGCAUUGGAAAAAAUAAGUAUUUUUCAGCAACCCUUCUUCUUCGGUCAUACGACAGUGCCCAACCAUUUCCUCACCGAGUGCGGUUUGCACUCUUUAAUCGUGACCAUGUGAGGGAUUUCAUUGGAGGUUAUACACCUAGUGGCAGCCUCACCUGUGAAACAUCACCUGCAGGUUCAAAUUUCCUGAUUGUCGCACCCGGUUGUACUCGUCUACUUCCACUUAGUCUUUUAAAAGAUUUUGUGGAUUUGGAUGAUGUACUCAUAAUUGAGGUAGUUGUUGAUUUUUGAAAUGGAGUCCAAUGCUCCAACGGUGGGUGGGAGCAGAAGCAAAAUGGACUUGGUCGUUCGUCGAUCAAAAUAUCUCGAAUGUGGUCCACAUCUCGUCAUCUUCGUCAGCCGUUUGAAUCAGGCGGUUAAGUAUACAUAUAAUUUGUGUUUCUAUAUUUUUUUUUUCUCCCCAACUAAUUUUUUUAUCUCUCCAUUGGGAGGCCCUUACACCCAGUCAACCUUUCGCCACCACUACCUUAAUCGAUGACAGACACUUAAAGACAUUUGAAUACUGUACUUAUAAAAUGGUGUUUAAAUUUACACUGAAAAGAGAACUUAACUUCAUUAGAGGGGUUGGGUUAUAUAUCACAUGAUAAGACUGUACUAUAAUAU
This is a messenger RNA of Anneissia japonica, 4038 nucleotides long. RefSeq names its product TNF receptor-associated factor 2-like. Gene Ontology annotation, molecular function: tumor necrosis factor receptor binding; zinc ion binding; ubiquitin protein ligase binding. NCBI's taxonomy places the organism in Eukaryota, Metazoa, Echinodermata, Crinoidea, Comatulida, Comatulidae. The record is from RefSeq and is a predicted model, not a curated record. The transcript has 11 exons. Bases 1882 to 3666 code for a protein of 594 amino acids. Gene Ontology annotation, cellular component: plasma membrane signaling receptor complex; cytoplasmic side of plasma membrane. Gene Ontology annotation, biological process: regulation of apoptotic process; protein K63-linked ubiquitination; regulation of canonical NF-kappaB signal transduction.